AUAAUAACAAUUUAUGUUUAAGUAUAUAAGUUUUAUUUUAUUAUAAAUGAGACUAAAAAUUUGUUAAUAGAACGAAUCAUAAAAAUGCGCGCGCGAAUGAGAUAUAUGAAAAACGAUUUCAGCAAUGCACCUACUGGGUAACUUGAAUAUCGAUGCAAUUUCCAUCCAAACGCGGUUCGUCACCUCGCGAUUAUGAUAAGAGAUAUGCCUUUGGUUCCAAAGCGCUGGUCGCUUAUAAACUUCGGCAAUUAACCGAUUUGCAUCCAUCUUCACUUCGUCCCUCAUUUUUACAAAUUAAAUGAAAAAUUUUUUUCUAUAAUUUAAACAAAACAAAAAAGCACAGUAUUAGUUUGUCAAUCCGAUAGGAACAAAGUAUGGGCGAAUACUAGCGCCGGGAUAGCGAUUAGCGCGCAGGACGCUCUUGGAUGUUGAAUAAUAUAAAAGAUCUUGAAUUAAUAGCACAAGGUGCUGAAGCACGUAUAUAUAAAGGUACUUAUUUAGGAAAAUUAACAUUAAUCAAAGAAAGAUAAAAAAAAUAUAGACAUCCAGAUUUAGAUAUGCGUCUCACAAAAGAUCGAAUAAAAGCCGAAUGUCGUGCUAUACUCCGUGCUAAAACUGCAGGAAUCACAACACCAGCUAUUUAUUUGAUAAAUUUAGAACGACGAUGUAUUUAUAUGGAAUAUAUACAAAAUGCAAUAAUAUUAAAAGAUUUUCUUGAUAAAAGCGUUUUGAAAGAAGAAAAUAUUGAUCAUUUGUUAAAUUUUAUAGCACAAGGACUUGGAAUACUUAUUGCUAAAUUACAUUUGAAAAAUAUAAUUCAUGGGGAUUUAACAACUUCCAACAUUCUUUUAAAAAAUAUUGACAACAAUUAUAUUGAAAAAUAUGAUGUUGCGAAUAAUUUUGUUAUAAUAGAUUUUGGAUUAGCUCGUAUAGAAUCGAGCAUAGAAGAUAAAGCAGUCGAUUUAUACGUUCUUGAACGAUCAUUAUUAAGUGCACAUUCAGAAAUACCUUCAUUAUUCUCAAAAAUAUUUGAUACUUAUCAAAUACAUUAUAUAAAUAAAAAUCAAUGUAAAGAAAUUGUUUCUAAAUAUAAGGAAGUACAAUCACGAGGACGAAAACGAUUAAUGAUCGGUUAAUUUCAAUAUAUUUUUUAUAAAUAUAUUGGUAUUUUAUUAACAUAUUUUUUAUAAUUUAUACAUGAUAAAUAUAUCUUAAAUAAAUUAUAUUAAAUGAAA
Messenger RNA from Apis florea (little honeybee), 1235 nucleotides. RefSeq names its product TP53 regulating kinase (gene Prpk). NCBI's taxonomy places the organism in Eukaryota, Metazoa, Arthropoda, Insecta, Hymenoptera, Apidae. Gene Ontology annotation, molecular function: protein serine/threonine kinase activity; ATP binding. Gene Ontology annotation, biological process: protein phosphorylation. The record is from RefSeq and is a predicted model, not a curated record. Gene Ontology annotation, cellular component: nucleus; cytosol; EKC/KEOPS complex.